UCUCCGUUACUUUCGAAUAACUCCAAGGCUUAAAAGGUUAUAUAUGUCAACGAAGACAGCAUUUGAUAUGAGAUGGCAUGAUGCAAAGCGAAUUGAUGAUGGGUAUUUACGUCAUUCAGCUGACUCAGAAGCAUGGAAAUCAUUUGAUGAGUUACAUAAGUCCUUUUCUGAUGAACCUAGAAAUGUAAGGCUUGGAUUAGCAAGUGAUGGGUUUAACCCCUUUGGAAAUAUGAGUACUACAUAUAGUGUUUGACCUGUGGUACUUAUACCAUAUAACUUGCCACCUUGAAAAUGCAUGAAGGAUCCUUAUCUAAUGUUAUCAUUGCUGAUACCGGGUUUAAAAUCUCCAGGAAAGGCAAUAGAUACAUAUCUAAGGCCUUUAAUUGAAGAAUUAAAAGAAUUAUGGAAUGUAGGAGUUGAUACCUUUGAUGCAUAUGAAAAAAAAAAUUUUAAAAUGCGUGCAACUAUAUUAUAGACAGUAAAUGACUUUCCAGCAUAUGGAGAUCUAUCUGGAUGGAAUACGAGAGGGGCACUUCGUUGCCCCACUUGUAAUGUUGAGACUCAAUCUAAGUUUCUUACUAAUGGAAAGAAAUUUUGCUUCCUAGAUCAUCGACACUUCUUGCCAAUUAGACAUAGAUGGCGACGUGAAAAAGAAUUGUUUGAUGGCACAAAAGAACUUAGGCGUCUUCCCAAGCAACUCUCUGGUGAUGAUAUUCUUCAACAAAUUUUUAACUUAGAAGGCUUAGUAGUUAGUAAUCAUAAAGAUAUUAAAAAAGGAAGAGAAGUGCAGCAGGAAAAGAAAUGGGAAGUUCCAAUCCAUGGUUGAAAAAAAUCAUCUUCUUUGAAUUUCCAUAUUGGAGGACUUUAUUGUUGCGUCAUAAUUUAGAUGUCAUGCACAUAGAGAAGAAUAUAUGUGACAAUGUUCUUGGGACAUUGAUGGAUAUUCCAGGAAAAACAAAAGAUAAUUUAAAUUCUCGUUUGGAUAUGGAAGAGUUAGGCAUAAAGAAAGAUUUGCAUCCUAUUAGAGAGGGAGAAAAGGUGUUGUCAUUACCUGAUGCCAUUUAUAAAUUGAAUAAUAAAGAAAGGAGGAGUUUGUGUGAAUUUUUACAAAAUGUCAAAGUACCAGAUGGAUAUUCUUCAAAUAUUAGGAGAUGUAUUAACCUAAAAGAGAAAAAGAUUUAUGGCUUAAAGACUCAUGAUUGUCAUGUUCUUCUAGAGUGCUUCCUUCCGCUUAUUUUACAGGGUCUUUUCUCAUCACAUGAUGUGCGUAGUGCAUUAAUAGGACUUUGCAUUUUUUUCAAGGAGUUGUGCUCAAAAGUUCUAACAGUGAAAAAUCUUGAAAAGAUUGAAGAACAAAUCAUCAUCAUAAUUUGCAAGUUGGAAAUGAUAUUUCCGCCUUCAUUUUUUGAUGUCAUGAUCCAUUUACCUAUCCAUUUGGCAAGUGAGGCGAAGAUUGCAGGACCGGUCCAUUAUCGAUGGAUGUACCCUAUUGAGAGAUACUUUAAUGGUAUUGAAACAAAGCAUAAUCGAGUUGGAAGAAAUUGGGAUGGUGCAAUAACUCAUGGUUAUAAAGUUGAAACAAAGGAUAAAGUACUACCGAUUUUCAAGCAAACUGGAAGACCCACAAGAAAUUGUAAAGUGACAAGAAGAUUGAGUCUAGAAGAAAUAAAGCAAUCUCAUCUUUAUAUUUUGAAGAACUGUGAUCAAGUUACUCCUUUCAUAUGGUUACAUCUUUGUAUAAAGAAAAAGAUGAACAAGUAACCCAUCAACUUUUAUGUUUAGCAAGAGGUCCAGCAAGAGAAGCCAUAUGCUAUAAAGGAUACAAAGCAAACGGUUUUAUCUUCCACACAAAAGAUUGUGAGAAUCAUAGAAAAACUCAAAGUAGUGGAGUUAUGGUAAAGCUAAAUUGUGGAAAGGAGUAUUAUGGAGUCAUUGAGGAUAUUGUGGAGUUAUCAUAUAUGAAUGAUAACAAAGUUGUAAUGUUCAAAUGCUUAUGGUGGGAUGUGGACAAUUAUGGUAGAGGAGUGAAAGUAGAUGAAUAUGAUGUCACCCUGGUAAAUAAAUAUCGCACUUUGAAGACAAAAGAAGUAUUUGUUAUGGCAUGUCAAUCUGAGCAAGUAUUCUAUGUUGAAGAUAUUUGUAACUCCAAUUGACAAUGUGUUGUAAAAGUAACUCCACGUGACUAUUUUAGCAUGCCUUUAGAAGAGGAGGAGGAGGAGGAAGUGGCUGAUGAUAUGUUUGAUGAAUAAAUAGAGUAAUAGAUAGAUUUUCUUUUUUUACUUGAAACCUUUUCUAAUAGAAAUUAAUUGCAAUUAUGUUUUUAGGAUUUUAAUGUUUCUAUUUAAUAUUUCUAUUGAAAUCCUUUUGAUGUGCUUUUGUUGGUUUUAAUAAUGAAUAUGAUUUGUUGAUUUAGCCAAAGACCUCAAAGAUUAUUAAUAGUGUUGCUGCUAGAAGAAAUAAAAGGAUUCAGAGUCUUGUAUCUAGAAGAAAUUUAGCUCCAUCAAGUCAUUUACAACAAGCUGAUUUUCUUUCUAAUAAUGAUGGAGUGCAUGGAAAAAAAGCAAGUUCAUCAAGUCACUCACAACUUAGAAGGCAAUUUGACUCCCUUUCUAAUGAUGAUGGAGUGCAUGGAAAAAAAGCAAGUUCAUCAAGUCACUCACAA
Molecule: messenger RNA, 2662 nt
Organism: Arachis ipaensis
Lineage: Eukaryota; Viridiplantae; Streptophyta; Magnoliopsida; Fabales; Fabaceae
Source: RefSeq, a predicted model, not a curated record